Pygocentrus nattereri (red-bellied piranha) is the source of this 2639-nucleotide messenger RNA. RefSeq names its product flocculation protein FLO11-like. The transcript is spliced from 5 exons. The record is from RefSeq and is a predicted model, not a curated record. Bases 1 to 2556 code for a protein of 851 amino acids. Lineage: Eukaryota; Metazoa; Chordata; Actinopteri; Characiformes; Serrasalmidae.
AUGUGGCUGCCUAGAGAGAUUUCAGGGCUCACUGUCACCACCCUGUACAUCCCAUCACAGGCUCAUACAGAGCUGUUGCUUGGGAAACUGUUCGAGGCUGUUAACUGGCAGGAGACGGCGUGCCCGGAGGCCGCCUCCAUUGUUAUGGUAUGUCAAGAAGCUUAUUUUGAGGAAACCCAGGACUUCUCAAAAACUCAGGCCUUUGAUAGUAGUUUGACCAAUGCAGGCUCAAGGGCAUUCAGUUUUCAGGGAACUACCUACACCUCAAGCUUUCAGCCACUAACUAGGGAUCUUAAGCCUGCCCUAAGCACCUCCUUCCAACAAGCCUCAGACCAGUCUGUGCAGACAGCAUACCAGCAGGCAGGUUCAGCCCGGCCUGUCCAGAGCAGCUGCCGACGGGUAGCUUCAGCCCGGCCUGUAGCGAGCGGCUACCAACACGUGGCUUCAGUCCGGCCUGUAGCGAGCGGCUACCAACAGGUUGCUUCCGCCCGGCCUGAAGCGAGCGGCUACCAACAGGUUGCUUCCGCCCAGCCUGUAGCGAGCAGCUACCAACGCGUGGCUUCAGCCCAGCCUGUCCCAUCUGCUUCCCAGAGAGCAUCGUCCGCCCAGCCUGUAGCGAGCAGCUACCAACAAGUGGCUUCACCCCAGCCUGUCCCAUCUGCUUCCCAGAGAAUAUCUUCCGCCCAGCCUCUACCAUCAGGUGGCUUCAGCCUGGCCUGUCCCAUCUGCUUCCCAGAGAGUAUCUUCAGCCCGGCCUGUAGCGAGCAGCUACCAACAGGUUGCUUCAGCUCAACCUCUAGCGAGCAGCUUCCAACAGGUGGCUUCCGCCCGGCCUGUCCCGAGCAGCUACCAUCAGGUGGCUUCAGCCUGGCCUGUCCCAUCUGCUUCCCAGAGAGUAUCUUCAGCCCGGCCUGGAGCGAGCAGCUACCAACAGGUUGCUUCAGCCCAGCCUGGAGCGAGCAGCUACCAACAGGUGGCUUCCGCCCAGGCUGGAGCGAGCAGCUACCAACAGUGGCUUCCGCCCAGCCUGGAGCGAGCAGCUACCAACAGGUGGCUUCCGCCCAGCCUGGAGCGAGCAGCUACCAACAGGUGGCUUCAGCCCCGCUUUUCCCAUCUGCUUCCCAGAGAGCAUCUUCAGCCCAGCCUGUCCUGAGCAGCUACCAGCAGGUUGCUUCCGCCCAGCCUGUAGUGAGCAGCUACCAACGCGUGGCUUCAGCCCAGCCUGUCCCAUAUGCUUCCCGGAGAGUAUCUUCCGCCCAGCCUGUAGAGAGCAGCUACCAACAGUUGGCUUCCGCCCAGCCUGUAGUGAGCAGCUACCAACACGUGGUUUCAGCCCGGCCUGUCCCAUCUGCUUCCCAGAGAGUAUCUUCAGCUCAACCUGUACAGAGCAGCUAUCAGUCUGGCCUUUCUUCCCCAAGUGUUGGCUUUGGUUCUAGUGCUGUGGGAACCGGACAAAGUGCUUCGAAUCUGUACAGCUCUCAGGACGUUUCCUCUACUUCAACCUACAAGCCCUCUGUUGGCGCUCUAGGACCUGCCCAAGGCACGUACCAGCAGGGAGUUUCAUAUCGGCCUGUGCAGAGCACUUUGCCAUCCAGCUUUGUUUCUAGGGCACAUCCAUACGCCUCAAGCUUUAAGCCCUCUACUAGCACUUCAAAGCCAGUCCAAAGCGGCUACCAGCAAAAAGCAUCAGAUCAGCCUGUCCAAACUGCUUCCCAGAGAGUAUCUUCAGCCCAGCCUGUAACAAGCAGCUACCAACAGGUGGCUUCAUCCCAGCCUGUAGCAAGCAGCUACCAACAGGUGGCUUCAGCCUGGCCUGUCCCAUCUGCUUCCCAGAGAGUAUCUUCAGCCCAGCCUGUCCAGUCAGCAUACCAGCAGGUAGCUUCCACACAGCCUGUGUGGAGUAGUUCUCCACCUAGCUUUGUUUCCCAAAAGGUUGGCUUUGAUUCUAGUGCAGUGGGAUUAAGUGGCUCAAGGGCAUAUUCUUACACCACAAGCUUGAAGCCCUCUACUAGUGCUUCACAGCCUGUGCAAAGCACCUACCAGCAAAAGCCUGUCCAAACUGCUUCCCAGAGCAUAUCUUCAGCUCAGCCUGUCCCAGGCAGCUACCAGCAAGUAACUUUAUCCCAGCCAGCUCAGAGUAGCUACCCGCCUGAAGCUGCUUCCCAAAAUAUUAGAAUGGAUUCUUCUUUGACUGAAGUGGUAGGAAGUGUCUUGAGAAAUGACUACGGUUCUGAAGUAGCUACAACUGGAUUAAACUACAGGCCUUUCACCAGCAUAUCUACACCUUCCCAAAGUACUUGCCGACAGGUGACUGCAGCCCAGCCCGUUCAGAGCCGAUACCAAGAUGUGCCUUUUUCCCAAACCAGCUAUGGUGCUAGUUUGAGUGGUGUGACUUCAACUGGUUCAAGGAGUCUGUAUACCCCUUCAGACUCGGUGGCUUCUGCUCAAGCGUUCAGAUCACCAUAUUCCUAUGCUCAGGCUUUGAGUUCCCUAGACAACUCUCAACCCUCUGCUGGCUCUCCAAGAUUAACAUGGACACAAAAGGUGCUGGAGUAGCUGAUAGCUUCCACUCCAUGGUGGGAUUGUCGCAGCAGCUGAACCUUUGAUUCAAAACUUUCUAAAUAAAUAUUCAACUCUUU